This is a messenger RNA of Pectinophora gossypiella (pink bollworm), 312 nucleotides long. RefSeq lists its product as uncharacterized. The record is from RefSeq and is a predicted model, not a curated record. The transcript has a single exon. Bases 1 to 312 code for a protein of 103 amino acids. Lineage: Eukaryota; Metazoa; Arthropoda; Insecta; Lepidoptera; Gelechiidae.
AUGGAAUCUAAAGGUGGUCAGGGUGUGCUCACAAGCAACUUGCCCCCCGUCCCAAUAACUGAGGACAGUGUCUAUUAUAUAGCAAUCAAGGGCUCUUUACAUGCUAAUGACUGUUCCGUCUUCGGUUUAGGACAAGAAGAAAUAAGAGCAUUGUGUAAGAAAUUCCCUGGGUCAGGAACCAGUGUUGUUAAUGGAAUUACCAUUAAGUCAAAUGUGUUAGAUGCCAUUAAUGCAUUGGCCCAACUUGGCUAUAAGCUUGUUUCAAGCACUGGGGAAACAGAAAUCACUUGGACCCUUGUACGCGAGAUAUAA